AUGAAAUACGGCGAACAGUUCGAGCGUGAAUCCGUUCCCGAAUGGAGCCUUCAUAACAUCGACUACAACAACCUCAAGCACUACAUCAAGGUGCACACCACGAGAGACCAGGCCACGGCUAUCGCGAUACCGGGUCAGCCCGACGGCUCCCUGAAGCGUUUCGAAGAUGAGCUGUACCUCGAGCUGUGCCUGCAGCACGACCGCGUUGGCCUGUUCGUCGCGACCAAGGCUGAUGAGAUAACCCGGCGCCUACAGCACGUCUCGGACCAGAUCCACCGCCUGAUACUCCGUAGUACCGCCAGCCCCCGCCCUGGCGUCUCUCAAAAGCGUCUGCGGAAAUUCGCCAAGUUUGAGCGCGACGUCGUGCAGUGCACUGAGGAUACCCGCAACCUAUCCCGCUUCGUCAACGCCCAGGUCGUAGCGUUUCGUAAGAUCCUCAAGAAAUACCAGAAAUGGACUGGGUCGAGUGCGCUCGGUAGACGAUUCAAGGACAAUAUUCUCUCCAACCCCAAGAGCUUUACGAAACGUGAUUUCAGCCCUCUCGAGUCUCAGUGCAACGAGCUACUCAACGCUGUGCAGGCCGCCACUCCCAGCACUACCUCCCCCGUCACCCCCAACGGGCCGUCCCUCGAUCAUCCACACCAGGAGCCUGGUCAGCAGCUCAGCCUCCCAGAGCCGCACAUACAGACACAUUACUGGAACGAGUACGAGGACGGCAGCGAAGCGGGCGAUAUGGAUGGCGCUUAUUACGUUUACUAUCCUCAGGAAGACGAAUCACAGCCCUCUGGCGUCAGGGCCUUUGCCAACAUCCUGGCUGUCCCGAUCGAGAAGGUGAAAGCUUGGAUUCGCUUUGGCGGGCCCGGCAACGAUUCAGAGCGGAGGCCGCUGCUUCCUACCCACGAGGGUGCCAAUGGCUCAGCGGUAGACGGUGGCUACUUCAGCCAUCCGCCAGGCUCCUCGAGUGCUCUCGCUCACCAGAGCAGUUCCUCCGACACCGACGAGAACGACGAUGGUGAGGGCGGGCUCGCUAGCGACGAGGAGUUCCCGCGGGGAUACGAGGCCCACUAUGCUGCGUUCCCGUCGAUCAACGACCAGAAGAUUGCACAUUAUAGGGAGAAUAUGCUCUUCUGGGCCACCAUCUGCUCCUUCGUCGCAUCCGUCAUGCUCCUGGCCGUCGCGGGGCUCUUGAUCACGACCGGCCGGCACAAGCUGCGGGUCGAGGUCGACGCCGGCGUGACGGUGGGUGUGGUGGCCAGCCUCGGUUUCGCUUGCGCCGCUCUGGGCGCGUGUCUCGCCCGGCGAGAUCCCAUUGGCCUUGCGAACCACAUCGCCGUGUGGAUGAUGUUUGUCGUGAUUUGCGUGCUCAACGGAAUGGUGCUUGUCCUUGUCAUGGGCAACACGACGCUCUAA
Molecule: messenger RNA, 1410 nt
Organism: Thyridium curvatum
Lineage: Eukaryota; Fungi; Ascomycota; Sordariomycetes; Thyridiales; Thyridiaceae
Exons: 4
Coding region: 1-1410 (469 amino acids)
Biological process (GO): vacuolar transport; vacuole fusion, non-autophagic; microautophagy
Cellular component (GO): fungal-type vacuole membrane; vacuolar transporter chaperone complex
Source: RefSeq, a predicted model, not a curated record